UUUUUUUAGACGGAGGAAGUAUGUUGAUCAUCUGGGUGCCAUCUCCAAGUUCUCCAAUGGUCAAGCAAGUACUCGGUUACCUGUACCUACAUAUAUAUAUAUACCAACAGCACCCGAAAGACCCAAACUUUCCAACCACCAGAUGGCUCUGGCAAUGUCAUCAUGGCGAUUCGUCUCUUUUUUCAUGCACGUAGCUCUUCUUUUUUUCUCGGGUCCUGGCUUUCCUCAUGUAGCCAGGAGCUCUCCACCAGCCGGGAACCAGACCGACCGUCUAGCCUUGCUCGAACUCAAGGCUGCGAUAACCAGUACCGGUCCCUUUGGAAAUCUCAACUCAUGGAACGAAUCCGUCCACUUUUGUCUAUGGGUUGGUGUAACAUGUGGCCGGCGACACCAGAGGGUCACUAUCUUAGACCUUGAUCAUCAGAAUCUAACCGGGCAUAUUCCGCCUCACAUAGGAAAUUUGAGCUUUCUCAGGGAACUAUGGUUGCGUAACAACAGCUUGAGUCAGAAUAUUCCUUCGGAACUCAGUCGCUUGCGAAGGCUGCAAAUCCUGUCGCUUCGAAAUAAUUCACUUACCGGUGAAAUUCGGGCCAAUAUAUCUCGGUGCUCUAACCUUGCCGCCCUUGAACUUUCUGGCAAUAUGUUGACAGGGGGAAUUCCCACGGAGCUCGGUUCCUUGACUAAGCUCGAGAUACUGUACCUUGGAAGAAACAAUCUAACAGGAGUUCUUCCUCCUACUCUCGGAAAUAUAUCGUCUCUUGCAGUUCUUUAUGCUAAUUAUAAUAGUAUUAGCGGCAAAAUACCAGAUGCUCUUGGUCGUUUGAGUAGAUUAGAUGCUUUUGCGUUGGGGGUAAACAAGUUGUUUGGUACCGUUCCUUCUUCAAUCUUUAAUCUAUCUUCUAUGACCAUGUUCAUAGUGACACUUAAUCGGAUUCAUGGGAGCCUUCCUUCAAACCUCGGAGAUAGUCUUCCUAAUCUUCAGUUCCUUGACAUUGGUGGGAAUAUGUUUACUGGAUCCAUUCCUAUUUCAAUAUCUAAUGCCACGAGUCUGUUUCAUAUUGGUUUAGCAAUCAAUAAUUUUACGGGAAAAGUGCCUCCUUUGUCAAAGCUGCAUAAUCUUAUUCGGUUAAUAUUAGCAGACAAUCAUCUCGGAGCCGGGGAAGCCAGCGACUUGACUUUUAUCAAGUCCUUAACAAAUGCCACCAAUCUGAACCACCUAAGCGUAGGCGGAAACAAUUUUGGAGGUUUGUUGCCUGGUGAAAUCAGCAAUUUCUCCACUGAGAUUGUCUUUUUACACAUGAGGGGAAAUAGAAUAGUCGGUGGCAUCCCAGUUGGAAUAGAGAAUCUGGUAAACUUGCAGAUUCUUGAUUUUUCAACCAACCAUUUGACAGGUGAAAUUCCUGUUGACGUAGGAAAGCUUCAAAAGUUGCGGACUUUCGGUCUCUCUAACAACAAGUUCCAAGGGGUCAUCCCGUCUUCUUUCGGAAACUUAACUCGGCUAGCAACUCUUCGGUUGUCUGGAAACAAUCUCCAUGGAAGCAUCCCUUUGAGUCUGCGUAGUUGCCAAAUGCUCGUGGAACUAAGACUUGAUCGAAACAAUCUAACCGGUACCGUAGCUAGAGAACUUCUGAGCCUCUCAUCCUUAUUGUACCUCGAUAUUUCUCAAAACAAUUUGACUGGUUCCCUACCACUGGAAAUUGGAAACUUAAGAAAUCUAGAGGAACUAGAUGUUUCUGACAACAUGUUAUCUGGUAAGUUUCCUAACAGUCUUGGUAGUUGCGUAAAACUGAGGUUGCUAAUGAUGAAGGGGAACAAAUUUUGGGGGAUUCUUCCUUCAUCUUUGAGUAAUUUGAGAGGAAUGGAGGAAUUAGAUCUUUCUCACAACAAUUUCUCAGGGAAAAUCCCGGACUAUUUAGAGGGCUUCAUCUUCUUGCGUACUUUGAAUCUUUCCUUCAAUGAUUUUGAGGGUGUCGUUCCUCAAAGAGGCAUAUUUAGCAAUGCAACGGCAGUUUCCAUUAAGGGGAACAAGCAGCUCUGUGGGGGAAAACCCGAGUUAAAGUUGCAAAGCUGCAUUUCCAAAGAGUUGAGAAAGAAAGGAUUUACUCAAACCAUGAAAAUUAUAUUUUCCAUAUGUUUUGGGAGUCUAGGACUACUUCUGUUGUUGUGUUUCCUAUAUCUACACUGCAUUAGAAAGACAACAAAAGUACCAUCGUUCGAGCAUUUACGGAACCCCUUUGUGCAAUUGUCCUAUCAAAGUCUACUUAAGGCCACAAAUGGGUUCUCUCCAGCAAAUUUGAUUGGUGAGGGUAGCUUUGGUUCAGUGUAUAAAGGAACUCUCGAUCGAGGUGGAAAAUUAAUUGCUGUGAAGGUACUCACUGCAUGUUCAAGUGUUGAUUACAAUGGCAACGAUUUUAAAGCUCUGGUUUAUGAGUUCAUGGCCAAUGGGAGCCUAGAGGAGUGGUUGCACCCGAAUGAGAACGACCAAAAGGAGCAUGAGAUGUCUAAGUGUUUAAACAUUCUGCAGAGACUGAAUAUAUCAAUUGAUGUUGCGUCUGCACUUGAUUAUCUUCACCAUCACUGUGAAGCUCCAAUAGUUCAUUGUGACCUGAAACCGAGCAACAUUCUUCUUGACAGUGAAAUGAUCGGACAUGUGGGGGACUUUGGGCUAGCGAAAUUUGUUUCAGAAGAUUCCUAUGACUCCUCAGCAAACCAAUCUAGUGCUAUGGGCAUAAGAGGAUCUGUUGGUUAUGCUGCACCAGGUAAAUAA
Messenger RNA from Rhododendron vialii, 2767 nucleotides. Its product is annotated as putative receptor-like protein kinase At3g47110. Bases 143 to 2767 code for a protein of 874 amino acids. Gene Ontology annotation, biological process: protein phosphorylation. Gene Ontology annotation, molecular function: protein kinase activity; ATP binding; protein binding. The record is from RefSeq and is a predicted model, not a curated record. Lineage: Eukaryota; Viridiplantae; Streptophyta; Magnoliopsida; Ericales; Ericaceae. Gene Ontology annotation, cellular component: plasma membrane. The transcript has 2 exons.